AUGGAGGAAGUGGUGGUACAAAAUCUUUUUAAUGGUGCUAGAGAAGCAAUGAUUGAAGCGGCUAGAGAACUCAGUAAACUUAGUAGUAAGCAGAGGCACAAUUUGGCUGAAAGAGGUGUUAUCUCUCCUUUGAUUAUGAUGCUUCAUUCGCAAGAUUAUGAGGCCAUUGAAGCUGCUCUGUUUGCUCUCGUCUACCUUACUUUUGGCAGUGAACGAAACAAGAUCCGCAUUGUGAAAUCUGGGGCCAUACCAGUCUUGCUGAGCCUCCUUCAAUGUCAAAAUGAAGCACUGAUUGAGCUCACAUUAGCAGCAAUGUUCAUCCUCUCUUCUUGCACAGCAAACAAGCUAGCAAUCGCUUCAUCUGGGACCAUCCAGCACUUAAUACAGUUUCUCAAUGAAGGUGUUAACAACAUGAAUAGCAUUAGCAUGAAAGCCAAGCUCGACGCCAUAGCCACACUCCACAAUCUCUCAACUUGUGACCAGAUUAUUCCUUCAAUUGCCCCUUCUGGUUUAUUAUCUUCCAUCCUUCAAUUAAUCUACAACUCGGAAAAGUCAUUGGAGUUGGUUGAAAAGAUAAUGGGGCUACUUCAGCAUAUCGUUUCCUCAUCAGAAAGUGCACUUUGUGAAAUUGCUAGCACACAUGGUGUCAUUUGUGCAAUGGUUGAAACUAUGGAGGAUGGUUCUCCACAAUGCAAAGAGCAUGCAGUGGGAAUCCUCUUGCUUAUAUGCCAGAGCAAUAAAGAAAGAUAUAGAGGUUUGAUUUUAAGGGAAGGAGUGAUGCCAGGGCUACUUCAGUUGAGUGUACAUGGGACAUGGAGGGCGAAAGAUAUGGCUAGAGAAUUGUUGUUGCUUCUGAGGGAUUGCUCAAGUUAUAGUUUAAGAAAUGAACAACCAAAGGUUGAGCUUAUAGAGGCAAUCAUGCAAGAAAUUGAUGCAAGAGAGAACAUGGAUAUGACAACACUAAUAGAGAUGAUGGAAAAGUGGAAUAAUGGAAAAUAUAAGAAGAAUAGAAAAGUUGGAGUUAGGAAAAGAUUUUUGUUAUGA
This is a messenger RNA of Quercus lobata, 1044 nucleotides long. RefSeq names its product U-box domain-containing protein 41-like. The transcript has 2 exons. The record is from RefSeq and is a predicted model, not a curated record. Gene Ontology annotation, molecular function: protein binding. Bases 1 to 1044 code for a protein of 347 amino acids. Lineage: Eukaryota; Viridiplantae; Streptophyta; Magnoliopsida; Fagales; Fagaceae.